Molecule: messenger RNA, 1103 nt
Organism: Polychytrium aggregatum
Lineage: Eukaryota; Fungi; Chytridiomycota; Chytridiomycetes; Polychytriales
Product: Vasohibin-domain-containing protein
Exons: 7
Coding region: 1-987 (328 amino acids)
Biological process (GO): regulation of angiogenesis
Cellular component (GO): cytoplasm
Source: RefSeq, a predicted model, not a curated record
AUGGUUCGGACAAUCACCAAAGCGCUGCCGAUAACGGAGGAGCAGUGCGAGGAGCUAUGGAGUGCUGUCAAGGAGGCGCUCGAGUUGGCCUUUUCGGGUGACUCUCAACUCCCGGGCGGAUCCAGAUUCUAUGGCUUCCGGAUCUCGACCAAGGAUCUAUGCGGUGUUUCCCAGGCCACAGCAAACUCUCGUCACAAGCAGCCGUCGUCAGCGCCACGGAGCGCAAGCGACUGCGUCAGUCCAAAGGAUAGGUUCGGGCUGGAUGCUCGACCCUCGGUUACAGCCGAUAUGGUCCAACGGGCCGACGAUCCUUCUGUGUUCUAUUCGGAGAACGAAGUCAUGGGGUUUCUGAAGGGCGACCUGUCCAGCACCGAUGCUUAUGCACUUCCCAAGAUACCCACCUUCUCCCGGGAAUCCCAGAUACCCGUCCCCACCCGGCUCUCGAUGAUGCAGUCGUACAUCCGAGCCCUGGGAUACAACUACUUCAAAACCCCCUUCUGGGACAUUCGUAAGAGCGCAUCAUUGCGCAAGCUGAUGACCAUGGCCAAGGAAAUGACCCUGUUUGCGCUGCCCAUCAAGUGUCUCGAGGCCACCGUUCUCGGCGUCUAUCUGACCCACAACAUGGAUGUCCAGCGGAUCCCGUUGAGCUUCAAGUCGGUGUGUGAAGGCAACGUCUAUCGACAUAUUGUGCUGGUGAUUCGGCACCAAAGCAAGUACGGUGCUCUGGGGCUCUCUCGCCGAGAUGACUUGAUGUACAAGGCCUUGAGAUACGAUACCCUGGAAGACCUGAUACUGGAUUACAAAGAAGCCUACGAAUCGAAUUGGCACCGUCUGCAAAAGAUCAAGCUCGGACUUCCAGUACCGCACGACCUGUCCAGCAAUGACAAAUUGCCGUGGAAGCACAUCUCAAUCAGCCUCGACAACGGGUGGAGCCUGGAAGUGUCCAAGUCACUCGAGAGCUACCUCCGGUUAAUUCGCAUGAUGUAGCCAUCAAGACCCCGGCAGGACCUAGCCAUGGCACCAUACCCACAGAAGGCAAGGUGCUCCAGGAUUGGAGUAAUACAGGGCACCAUGGGCGACGCUGUAUUAUUGAUCAUGUCCCA